This is a messenger RNA of Meloidogyne enterolobii, 1165 nucleotides long. NCBI's taxonomy places the organism in Eukaryota, Metazoa, Nematoda, Chromadorea, Rhabditida, Meloidogynidae. The record is from the annotation of a GenBank genome assembly.
UUUUUUAGAUCUUCUCUCUCACAAAAUUGACUUAGAUAAAUUUGCUUCCGCGUUCAGUCUCGAUGAAACUAAUAUAAAAAAUAUUUUUGAAGAUUUGAAAAUUAAAAUUAAACCAGAAGUUUUACGAGCAGAAAUAAAGAAAAUUAAUGAAACGAUUAAAAAGGAAAAUCAGACUAAUCAAAAGAAUAAUAAAAACGAAAUAAUUCAAGAAAAAAAUAAAGAAAAUUUAGUAGAGUCAAAUAAAUCUAAUGAAAAUAUGGAAGACAAAAAUAACGCUGAAAUUAAAUCGUGUAAAGAAAUAAAAGAAGAAAAAAAUUCAAAAACUAAAAAAUCUAAGAAGAAAAAAGGGGUAAAAAAUGAGGGGGUUGUUGAUGAAAUAAAAGAAGAUAAAAAUAUAGUAGUUAAUAUUGAAGGGGAGGAAGUGGUGAAUAAAAAUGAAGAAAGUAAUAAGGAAGAGGAUAAUAAGGUAAACACCGAACAUCAAGAAGAAAAGGUGACACAAAGGAAUAAUGAAGAGCAAAACAUUGAAGAAAAAGAAGAGAAAACUGAAGGAAAUAUUAAAGAGGAGAAAAAUGAAGAAGAAGAAAAGAAGAUUGAAUGGAAUAAGGAAGAAAGGAAGAAAAAUGAAGAGAAUAGUGAGAUUGGAGGGAAUAAUGAAGGGAAGAAAAAGGAGGAAGAAGAAGAUGAAAGGGAAACUGCAGGGAAUAAUGAAGAAAAUAAUGACGAAGAAGAAAAGAAGACUGAAAUGAAUAAGGAAGAGAAGAAGAAAAACGUAGAAGAGGCAAGGAGGAUUGAAGGAAAUAAUGAGAGAAAGAAAAAAGAAGGGGAAGAAGAUGAAAGGACGACUGAUGUAAAUAUUGAAGAAAAGAAAAAUGAAGAAGAAGAAAACCCGAUUGAAUGGAACAAGAAAGAGAAGAACGAUCAAGAAAAGGAAAGGACUCACGGAGUAACUAAAGAGAAAAAGGUGGAAAAGGAAGAAGGGAAGGUCGAAGUGAAUAAUGAAGCUAACUCUGUCAAGAAGUAUUCCAAUGAUAAGAAAACCAGGCGAAAAAAUAAAUUUAGGAAAACAAAGUCUAAUAAUACGAAAAAGACUGAGGUUAAGGAUAAAGAAGCUUUGAUUAAUGCAGAAAAUGAAAAGUGUGUAAGAAUUCUCUAUAUUACGUAA